Messenger RNA from Fukomys damarensis (Damara mole-rat), 1935 nucleotides. RefSeq names its product cyclin O (gene Ccno). The transcript has 3 exons. The record is from RefSeq and is a predicted model, not a curated record. Gene Ontology annotation, biological process: regulation of cyclin-dependent protein serine/threonine kinase activity; mitotic cell cycle phase transition. Bases 230 to 1291 code for a protein of 353 amino acids. Lineage: Eukaryota; Metazoa; Chordata; Mammalia; Rodentia; Bathyergidae. Gene Ontology annotation, cellular component: nucleus; cytoplasm; centrosome. Gene Ontology annotation, molecular function: cyclin-dependent protein serine/threonine kinase regulator activity.
UUAGCAAGGAAGGGGAGGGCUCUUUACCCGAGAAAGCGCGGCUCUCGGGCCGCUCUGGCCUCAGCCAGUGAGAAGCCGAGGGUGUGGUAAAGGGAAGGGCAGGCCGAGUACUUAGGACCGCACCAGCAGCCGCCCCGGCCUCCUCCUAACUCUCUGGGCGUGCACAUUUGUGGCUCGCUGCGCCCAGCGUGGGGUGGGGGGGGCAGUAGAGCGGCCACUUGGCUGCAUCAUGUUGACCCCCUAUCCCACCAGCCCCGCAAGCCCCGAGGCCUGGUCAGAAAGGCGGGACAACGACCAGAAUCUUCGCGCCCCAGUGAAGAAGAGCAGGCGCCCACGCCUCAGAAGGAAGGAGCCGCUACAGCCCCUGAGCCCGUGCCUGCUCCCGGGGGACUCAGGCGUUUGCGACCUGUCCGAGUCCCCCAGCUCAGGCUCGGACGGCGCAGACAGCCCAGUGGUGGCGGCGGCGGCGGGGGACUGCAGCCCUCUGCCCAGUCCUGACCAGCAGUUGUCACCACUAGAUCUACAGACCUUCCGCGACUACGGCCAGAGCUGCUACGCCUUCCGCAAGGCUCAGGAAAGCCACUUCCAUCCGCUGGAGUCGCUGGCGCGGCAGCCACAAGUGACCGCGGAGUCCCGCUGUAAGCUUCUCAGCUGGCUGAUUCCCGUGCACCGCCAAUUCGGGCUGUCCUUCGAGUCUCUGUGCCUGACGGUGAACACACUGGACCGCUUCCUUACCACCACGCCUGUGGCCGCAGACUGCUUUCAGCUGCUCGGAGUCACCUCCCUACUCAUCGCUUGCAAACAGGUGGAAGUUCACCCUCCGGGCGUGAAACAGCUCCUGGCCCUGUGCUGUGGCGCUUUCUCCCGGCAGCAGCUCUGCAACCUGGAGUGUAUCGUGCUGCACAAGCUGCACUUCAGCCUGGGUGCACCCACCAUCAGUUUCUUCUUGGAGCACUUCACUCAAGAGCGCGUGGAGGCGGGGCAAAUUGAAGUCUCUGAAGCCCUGGAAGCACAGAUCUUGGCGCGGGGAGUGGCAGAGCUGAGCCUGGCAGACUACGCCUUCACCAGCUACGUCCCCUCCCUGCUGGCCAUCUGCUGCCUGGCGCUGGCCGACCGCAUGCUCCAGAUCCCUUGCCCACUGGACCUUCGCCUGGGCGAGCAUCCCGAGGCGUCGCUGCAGGACUGCCUGAGAAAGUUGCAGCUACUGGUGGCUAUAAACAGCACCUCCUUGACUCACAUUCUGCCCCUCCAGAUCUGCGAAAAGUGCAGCUUGUCCCCAGACUUGAAAUAAAGCAGACCUUUGGGGUCCUCUAUAUGCUGGCCAGAAAUAGUGGACCCCUCCCACUGCUUCAAAAGAGUACAGUAUUUGUCCAAAGAGGGAGGUUUGGGACUCCUGCUUGCCAUCCUACAGGUUAUAAAUAGUGUACCAUAGUGGAAUCCAGUACUUUAGUUUGCUCGAAAACACCAGGAGCUGUCUUUCCUCAAUAAAUGGGCUGUUGUGGUUUCUCUGAACACUGUUAGGAUCUCUGAGACCAGUUGGGCAAUGUUCUGGAUGCCAGGGUUCCAGUAGUAAGACAAGUCGGGAUUCUUUGAGGCUGAGGACUGUAUCACUACAGAUCCAGAGGGUGUGAGGCAGAGUAAAUGCACAGCAGUCUAUGCUGUCCAAAGGGGCCACUGUCUACAUUUGCCAGUGCAGGUGAUGUGGAGCUAUGAAGCCGUGGGGACCAGGUAGGCACACUGGCUAAGUGUGAAGCAGGAGAUAUUUCCAACAUAGAGAAUCCCACAUGCAACAAUAGAUGUCAGAAAGGAUAGUUUUGCAGUGUUGAGGCCAACUCAAGUGGAGCCCAAGCAAUCAUUUGGUUCAGUUUAUGUUGCUACAUGUGAGCACAGGGGUAACAAUGGCAUAAUAAAGACUGUGUUUAGUCUUUGUGGCAU